GAAUUAUUCGAAAUUUAUUACGCAAUAAUUUUUGUAUAUCCGGAAUUUAUCACGCUUUGACGAGAACAAGAGGUCCUAGAGUUGUUUUUCGAGCGAUCGUAGCUACAAACAUAAGUAUCUACACAAAGUACUCAGGUAACGCAACCUGCAUGGACAAUUCAGAGGAGGAUCUGAAUUAUAUAUCAGUGAUCUGCAAGCUACUUGGAAUCGGAUCUCAGCUCUCCGAGAUCGAAAAUUCAUGUGCACUCAGCGACUGCAACCAUUCAAACACAUCUGUACAGCUAACGCAACCUGCAUGUACGAUGAUACAGAGAGGGACCCAGCGCAGCCAUUUGAAAUCAGAUCUUCGAUCCUCGGACUUAGCAGAAUAUAAUCCUCUUGAGAGCACCAAUCCUCGUGGGAGCACCAAUCCUUGUGGGAGCAGCAUCCUGAAUUUUUAUCCUACGAUCGAGCUACUAUGUACGUACUACGACAUUUCCAAUACUCUAUACAUCUAUAGCCAUCAGGGAGGCAGAGCUACUCUAGUUAACAUCCGAGACCUCCAACUCUGGGAACCGACUUGGGUCUGGUCUUGGUACUAGCAACGAGGGGGUGAGUCCCUAGGCUUCCUUAACUUCUUUGUCAGUUCACGCAAUGGUGGAAGCUGGCAUUGCAGUCGUACUUUUUAAUAACCCUUCUUACUUUUGUUUUCUAAUACUAUGUGGGGUGGCGGUAAUUUACAUUUUAAAAUAAUUUUAUUAGCGCAGGUAAUUGUAGGGUUGGUUGUUGUAGAGAAAAGCGUACCUGCACCCUGUAGAGUAAACAAUAUAAAAUCCUCUCACAAAAUCAAUCAUUCCAUUAUUCAUUACAAUCAGUCAGAUUUGUUUAUUUGAAAUAAAACUAAACUUUUAUAAACUUUUAAAGCAAGAGUGUGCAGCUCAACAGCAACGGUAAAGACCAUCGUUUGAUCGACUACGUGUUUCCAAGUUUAUUUUAAUAAUUCUUGGUGAUUGAUCUCGUUUACGUUGAUGACUGGUCAGUAGAUUUUAUAAGUUUUAUCUGUUAAGUCUGCGCAUAGCAGAUUAACGAGAACUAGGAUAUCUAAUGUUAUAAGAGAUUUUCUUCCCUUACACAUAUUCUUCAAGCCCUUAACUUGUUCUUGCUAAAAAUGGAUAGACAUGAGAAAAAUCAAAGUCAUUCUUUAUUAAACCUAUUUUUGAAGCUUCUACUGAAAUUAUGAAAGCUGCUAAAAUCAUGCAAAGGUUCUCAAAUAUUGAGAUAUUUUGGCUGAUCAAAACACACACCUUUUCAAAAUUCAAUAAAUUAAGGCUCCGGUCGAGGCAUGGGCAGCCCGUAUAUUUGUACACACAACAGGUUUUCUGUUUAAAUUUUUUUUACAAACCAUGGGUAAGUUUUUGAACGAGAUACCACGGCAAUGAAUGUGAGACGUGCUAGAUUGUGGCCACGCCACAAAUUUAUAACGAUGAAACCCUCGUUCCUUUCCAUUUCCCAUGUAGAUUAGUAUGGAAGAACGCGAUCAGAAAUUGCAUUUCUUCCAUUCUUAUUAGCAGAAAAAUUCCAAGUCGACGCUGCUCGCGCGCGAUCCUCAGCGCGAAGACGAGGAAUCGCAUGAUUUGUUCUGCAUAUUAUUCGUGUACGUCCCUAGGGGUCCUAAGUAUUCUGUAAAACAAAAUAAUCAUCGUGACUUGCCAUCUUGCAAGGCGCUUUAACAAAUUGUCUGAUAUUGGUGUUAGGAAUAUGUAUUGAAAGAUUUACUUUCAUGAAAUUAGACAACGAAAAUAAUCAAGACCUGGCGCUGCAGCGGCGCGCAGUCUCGGCAUUUAUAAACAUACAUCUCAACGCUUUUUGCGUUUUCAACAAAACCUCCGAAAAAUUGUAAGAAAGCAAGUUCUCUCGAACCUAUUUGAACCUAACUCUCACGCGAUUAGUUUUUGCUUUCUGAUUCCAGAAAUUCAAUUUUCUUCUGACUUCUGAACGGAUUUUACGCGAAGAGAGCCAUUUAUUCAUAAUUGAUGAUGUGGUAUCGGCUACGGCGAAGGUUGAAAAUCAAUCGAUCACAAUCAGUAUUCGACGAUGACAACGAAGCCCAAAUUCUUCAUCGUUUCAUCUGUUGUUUUUUAUUUCUAUUUUUUAUAUUUCAUCGAUUGAUAUGCUAUUCAUAUUGUUCAGUGUGGAUCUGACGAAUGAAAGAUGCGAUGAAAGGAAGAAACGUCUCCACACCAAUAAACGACUCAUUCGAAGAACUCGAUGAUGCAAUGACUGGAAUGGAGAACAUUUUUUGUAAGAUCAUCUCAGAGAUGAUCUGCAGGCUACAUCGUCUCAGAUUAUCGCACUCUGUACGAACAAUGUGCAUCCUGCUAUAUGCAUUCCUCUUGCUAGAUGAGAUGAGAAUGAAUUGAGCUCAUGAGGAUCAGCAGUUGGUGUCGGUGUCGGAUAAAAUGAAGACUGGAGACCCAACCAACUUUGUUUCUUCAAAGGGGCGAUCAUUGAGCGUAAUGGGUGACGCGUGGGCCUUGACAGGGCGCGCGUGGUCGUAGCAUCUCGAAGACCCCGGCGACGCGACGUUUCUAAAACUAUAAUAACUCCAUCCGGGAUACCACAGCGCCUUCGGCAUUACCAUGAUGAAGAUACCACGAUAAAAGGAGACCAUUAUUUAAUCAUAACCAGCAUUAUCUCCCCCGGUUAACAAUCUAAAAAUAUGUCUUUUAUCGGAUAUCCUAUUAUAACACUUUUUGGUCUUCAGCUGUAAAAGACAUUAAUAUGAAAUGGAUCAAAAGAGAAAAUCGCUAAAAGAGAAGAGUAUGAGGAUAUACAAAACAGGAAGAGGAAAGUUAUUGCCAAGUUUCUGUUGGAUUCGCAGUAUAAAAUUCUUAAAGUUUGCUUCUAUGGAGCUUUAAAAGACUUCUCGUCAAAUGCAUCUGAAUUAAAGUGCAGUUGAUACAUAAAAAUCGUGCAUAAUUCUAUGGUCAGCAUAAUCGUCAUAUCCUGGAACCGCGGUAUAUUGUGUUUAUGUUCGGUCGUUCGGAGUUGAUUAAACAGGUGCGACGCAUCCCUAUAGUUACUGACGUUAACACUGUACAAAUAUGUAGCCUGUGUAAUGUGCAGUAUUAUGACCGUAACGUGGGCCAUGGAAAUCAACGGUAGCCUCCCCAUAAAACCAAUGGGUUAUCCAUACUAUACGUACUACUACCAAUAGACUCAGAGUCCAGAAUUUCGAAUAUACGUUUGCACUGGGAUCAGAUACAUAGAUGGUCUACGGAUCAUAUACGUGCUGCUCUACAUAUAUGGAGCAGCGAGAAGUAAUAACGUCGCUGACAGGUAUAUAAAAGCUCUGUCAAGUCCUCAGAGGCAGGCGAACUCGCCCGCCAACUGAAUUCUAUAAGGUCGACGUCAGAAACUCCAGGUGGUCUGCAAACGAUCGCUUGUCAGCUGAUUCAGCAUUUAAACGUCUAGAAGGGUCGACUGGAAGAAGCCAAGCUGUCUAGGAAUAAAAACAAAAGGAGGAAAAGAUAAGAAGAAGACGAAAAAAAGAACGGAUAGUUUUCUCUCAGACAACGAACUGGUACUGUAUAUAGGGAUUUUCAAGUUCUUGGAUAUUGAACGACGACGAUAUUAUCCUGAGAAACUGAGCUCAUUCGAAAUUCAUGUGCAGUGUGAAUGAAAUCACUUCCGGUACGGUUUUUGGAAAAGGUUUAUAGUAUAAAUAAAUCGGUUCAUCGAAUAAUGUAUGUGCAGGUCCUCAGACGCGAACGACUUGAGGAGGGAAUCGAUACGGAGAAUAAUCUACACGUAGAUCGAGCGACAGUCCUUGAUCGAAAAUAAACGAUAUCCGGGACCCUGGUAUCCCCAGGGGGAUUAAGAACGGUAUGCAGUCUUUUUUUUUAUCAUGGAAACGAAUCUGAAAGCGGAAGUUGAUUCAAAUGUAUGGACCCUCUUCGAUCGUAAUCAAUUAUACUUAUCUCUUCUCCAGGAUAAACUUAUGGUGAGGGAAAAAAACAGACUCCUGACAUCGGUGGAAACUGGUUAUAAUAAACUGCAGUCACAUUGUUCGGCUCUGCCUACAUAUGUACGUACGUGGACGUUCGCGGGAUGUGGACUUUGCAGAGGAUGGACGACUUCAUGGUUCUGCAAAUAUAGAUUUUAUGCGCGGAGAGAAAUCAAACAAGAAAAAUGAAAGAAAAAGGGUUGUAUUCCGCUGCCGUUGCACAAGAGGACGUUGUUUACAUUCAGACGAAGAAGUUCAGCGUCAGGAUGAUGAUAUGAUACGCGGUUAACUGGAGUCAUUGUUUGCCCCAAAAAUAAUCAAUCGCUGCAUCAUGAAGACGAUAUUACAAAUUGCGGCUGUUCUUAUUCUGGGUGUUAAUGCUCGGAGAUCGGACGCUGAUAAUACCGCCGAAGAUGUCUUUGGCGCACAGCGUCGCGGCGCUAAUCACAAAAAUAACUACCCCAAUAAUCAACCGAGCUCACCUUAUCUUCCGUAUCAACAGCCCAGGGAAAGGAAACCUAAUAUAGUCCUCAUUUUGACGGACGACCAAGACGUUGAACUAGGUUCAUUGAACUUUAUGCCACGCACGUUAAAACGUAUUCGAGACGAAGGUGCAGAACUUAGACACGCUUACGUUACAACACCAAUGUGUUGUCCGAGCAGAAGUUCACUUUUGACCGGACGAUACGUUCACAAUCACCAAGUUUUUACAAACAACGAUAACUGCAGCAGCCCGCAAUGGCAGAGGGAUCACGAACCACAUUCGUUUGCAACUUACUUGAGCAACGCUGGAUACAGAACCGGAUACUUUGGGAAAUACUUGAACAAAUACAACGGAUCUUAUAUACCACCUGGUUGGCGGGAAUGGGGUGGUUUAAUAAUGAAUUCACGAUAUUACAACUACAGUGUUAAUAUGAAUGGUAAAAAAAUUCGGCAUGGUUUCGAAUACAGCAAGGAUUAUUAUCCUGAUUUGAUAGCAAACGACAGCGUGGCUUUUCUCAGACAAAGCAAGCAUAAUUUUGCUAGAAAACCUCUCAUGCUUGUCGCUAGUUUUCCGUCACCACAUGGACCGGAAGAUUCAGCACCGCAAUUUUCACAUCUAUUCUUCAACGUCACCACACAUCACACACCGGCUUACGACUACGCACCGAAUCCUGAUAAACAGUGGAUUUUACAGGUGACUCAAAAAAUGCAACCGAUUCAUAAGGAUUUUACAAACCUCCUUAUGACCAAGAGAUUGCAAACUUUGCAGAGCGUCGAUAUCGCCGUUGACAGGAUAUACCAGGAGCUUAAGGAUUUGGGUGAACUGGACAACACCUACAUAAUUUAUACAUCAGAUCACGGUUAUCAUCUUGGACAAUUUGGUCUUAUUAAAGGGAAAAGUUUUCCAUUCGAAUUUGACGUUCGCGUACCCUUCCUCAUAAGAGGACCCGGAAUUGAGGCUGGUUCUGUAGUCGAUGAUUUGGUUCUGAACAUCGAUCUUGCGCCUACAUUCCUGGAUAUAGCCGGUGUGGACACUCCGCCACAAAUGGACGGCCGAUCUUUCAUGAAACUUUUUCACAAUAGCAAGCACGGGCGAAGAUCAAAGUUGAAAUGGCCGGACACCUUCCUUAUCGAGUCAUCCGGGCGACGUGAAACACCGGAAUCAAUCGCUGAAGCUAAAGCUAGAGAGGCGAGAAGACAUAAUUCGACCACUCCUAAACCUCCUGAAACUACGGCGGAAUACGAAGACGUUACUGAACACGAAAUUGACUCAAAUGCCGAACGAAGAAUUCUAGAAAAUGAUAAUGGCAGUGAUCAGGACCUGUCAGAAGACGACGAUUUCGAAGAUUCUGGCCCUGAAGAUGGAAAUUCUGAAAUACAAUUGGAUAAUCGCGUGCUUCCAAUACUACCGUCAUCUUUCCCUUCCAAACAUGAACGUUUGGCGAUGGAAUGCUCCCGUCCGGAAGUACAGGCGGAUUGUAUUCCCGGUCAAAAAUGGCGUUGUGAACGAGAGGGGCGACGAUGGAGACGCUAUAAAUGCAGGUAUUCGCCUCCCCAAACACAAAAAGUAUCGAAAAAAUGCGCCUGCUUUACACCAGACGGUGUCGUCUACACUAGACUGGAAUCUAACGAUUUUGAUGGGCAGAAAUACAGCCUACGUAGAGAAAGACGCGGAGGAAUUUACGGGGACACAGAUUACGUAUACAGAAGAGUCAAGCGGGACGUCGUGGACGAAGAAAUUAUUGACGAUGAUGACGAGGAUUUGGAGGAUCUCAGAGAUCGUCGGGCGAUUGAUGAAGAGGACGAUGAGAGUCCGUUCCCGGAAAUGAUGCUUUUCGAAACAGAACUGCCUGAGGAUUCUGAACUGGUUUUGAAAAAUCGCUACCAAAGAUCAGCCAACAAUUUUGAUCUUCGUACAAACGCGAUCAUUCGUACACCCAUAGAUUAUAGACACACCACGGACAGUGUUUUGAACUUGGAACCGAUCGGAGCUAAGAUCGUUUACUCCGAACAAAAUUAUGUUCUUAACAAGUUCAAAAAUCGGACCUAUAAUUCGGAGAAAAGAAUUCAGAUGAACAGAUUACCAGUUAAGAACGUUAAAGAAUCUAGCAAUGAAUGGAAUGACAGUUAUUUCGAUGAUAAAAAUUUCGAGACAGAUUUGGACCAGCUGAUAAAAGGCAAACUGGACAUAGACGAUGUUGUUAGAAGGCAGAAUAUGAUCAGGUCAAAAAGGAGUCUGAAGAAAAAGGACCCCGUUGAACACGUUACCAAAAUCAUGGAGACCAUACAGGAGGAACUUGACGACUUAAAGCAAUCGCAGGUCCGCGAAUCAGGUUCAAGUGAAGAAUCCCCAUCGAUUCCAAGAUGUCUGGUGUCGCCCAAGGGUGGUGUAAAUUGCAGCCAAUUAGUUUACCAGGAUCCGAUCGAGUGGCGUACCUCGAGGAGGCAGAUCGAGCAGCAAAUUCGAUCGAUGAGAAAUCAGCUGGAAACAUUGAAGGAAAUACGGCGUCAUUUGAUGAACAUACGUCCCAUCAUCAUCGCGGGGGAGGGUUCUGACGAUCCUCAAGGUUCCGAGGACUCUCGCAAGACCAGCAAACACCAUCAAAGAGUUCACGUGAAUCGUCACCACAAAAAAUACGACAAGAUUACGAUACCCUUGACGAGCACGACGAGCUUGCCUACUACCAACGCUAAAUUACCUCCAGAUACGUCAGCUGUUUCUUCUUCCGAAGCUGGAGAUUCUAUGAGGACAUCGCUAAACGAGCAGGAAACAACUUUUUCAAUUUUAACAAGUACGACGGAGUCGGUUUCGAGGUUCGAAGAAGACGAGAAGGUCGCGGGAAUCGCCGAUCAGACGCAGAAAAUUAACAGUGGAGUGCUCUCGCGAGGCCGGAAGGGUCCGAGAAGACAGAAAAUCAAAGAGACCGUAAAUAAUAGAACAACUGAGACUGACGACGAUAAGGGAUACCGACGCAGGAAAGUUCACAGUCAUCGGAAAAAUAACACAAUACUUACAAAUAGUGUUCACGAUGAUCUGCAUGCGACCGUCAAUCUUACGGAUAAUAUCGAUGUUAUCAUACCGCCGGAAACUACACCACUUCACAGGCAUCACCAUAGACAGAAACAGCCGCCGACUAUCGUUGGCUCUUCUUCAUUUUCUCCUCCAAAUCCUACGCAUACAACAUUUUCACCUACGCAGAAACUUACAGAUAAAACUGAAGAUAGCUCCAAGGAAGAUGCGCAUCCCAAAGUCACCGAUGCAGUUACUCUGGUGACUGAAACGAUACAAACCGAGCCAACGACGACGCCUAUGACUCCUCCAACGCAGACGCCUCGGCAACAGACUCAUGAUACAUUACCGCGUGUCACACUGCACUCCAGGAAACAGCCCGCAGUGCUGGUCACAACCACACCGAAGACUCUCGGAGCCCUAAAAAAUAGAACUUCUUCGGGGCUCGGACCAGCAAGGAUUGACGUGACGAUAGUCGAACCUGCGAAUCGAAAACACAAACAAGGUAUUACAACGACCAGCAGCAACGGUCGCUUGUCUCCUAUGCUGAAUAGCCCAAUGGAAGCGAAGCACAAGUGCUAUUGCGAGCCAGAUAUGUAUUCGAAACGGGAUGAAAAGGAAGUAGCGAAGGAGGAGCGUCGAAAAUUGAAGGAGGAACGACUAAGGAAGAAAGAACGAAAACUCCGGAAGAAGGCGAAGCUUGAAAAAGAGUGUCUGAGCGAAAAGAUGAACUGCUUCGAGCACGACAAUGACCACUGGCGAACCGCACCCAUGUGGACAUCGGGACCGUUUUGUUUCUGCAUGAAUGCCAAUAACAAUACCUACUCCUGCGUAAGAACAAUUAAUGUUACCCACAAUUUUCUCUAUUGCGAAUUUACCACAGGACUGAAGACGUUCUACAAUUUGAGAGUUGAUCCAUUCGAACAGUGGAACAGAAUUAACUCUUUAACCCCUGCGGAGAGAUCAUAUCUCCACGACCAGCUUGAACAUCUUAAAGGCUGCAGGGGAACGCGAGACUGCACAGUCGGGAGCGGUAGAGAUACUACCCCUCAGACUCAGCAGCAUCAGCGAUACGCAAGUAAAAGAAAAUACAUUAACCACGCAUUCGCUGCAGAUAUGUUCGUACCAUCAGCGUUACAAAUUAUUAGAGAAAGUGAACUUGGUGCUCCCGCUAAUAAAAGACGCAAAAAGUUGCCGAAUCCGUGGAAAAGGCGCAGCAGAAGUUGGCAGAGCGGUUGGCAUCACCAUGAAGAAGCAACCAAUUCACGGCGUCAUCGGCACCAGUACUAGUUGUUAAGUGAUUGAAUAUUUCCCAUUCCUCAGAUUAUCUUCAUCCGACCAUUGAUCACAGUAGAUAAUAAAAGUUUUUAUUCGCCGAUCCAUUAGCGUGAGACGACGCGAGAUAAGAGCGUCUCGAUAAGUAUCUAGUAAAAUACUCUGGCAGAUGGAAUCCCGGUUGUUUGAAUCGUCGAAUGAUCCGGUUGAAGUGCAAAAUAAAGGCACUUGCGUUUUUAUGGGGAAGAAAAUCAAUCGUUUGCUGAAGUUGUCAAGAAAAAAGAAGUUAGAAACUACAAAGGAUCCUCCGUACUUUUCAGCGCGUAAAAGACGUGCGCGUAGUUGUACGAAAUGCAUACCUUUGCAACCAAAAAUCGAUUCCCAUAAUUAUCGAUCAAUAUUUAUAUGUAGUCACUCUAACUAACUUGUAAUUAGUAUACCUAUAAAAAUUAGGAUUGCUAAGGCUUAAGUAUCUGCACAACGAAACCAUACUGUCUAACUAAAACUACCGCGAAUCUCACCUUGGCCUUGAAUUUCUUUUGAAUUAAAGUGGGUAAAUCGACUGAAAUAUAAAAGGAAGAUACGAAAUGAAAAAUAAUGUCUCUGAACAUCGUUUAAAUGCAAAAUGUUGUUCGUACCAUGCUCUGAGCUGCCAUUUUUGAUUCCCUCAUCAUUUACUGAUUUUUCUAAAAUAGUUAUACCUGCCGCUGUUAUGACACACUGCCAGAAGAAGAGCACAUUGAACAAUCGUUAUACUUUUAUAAUUGUUCUUUCUUUUUUUCGUAAAUUUUCUAUGAUGAAAAUGUAAAAAUGCGACAUGAAUAUAACUGACCGCAGAAACUAGGUGAUAGCAACGUGUAUUUAAUGCUAUGAUGAAACUGUAUAUACGACCCAUUAACUAACUAGGAUUUUAAUAAUUUGAAAAAUUGAUAUUCUACAAUUGAUUCAGUAUUUUGAACACGUCGCACUCAGUUCGACGUUUGGGAGAUUUAUUUUUUAACAACAAUUUUUAGCCCUUUACGACGCGGUACGUACUACCGAAAUUAGUCACCGUUUAUUUCUAUUUCAAUUAUCCGCGGCUGAGCUAUCGCACACAAUAGAUAAACUUAUUAUUAUAAGCAAAAGUAGUUAGUGAAAAAUAUUUAUGCCAUUAAUUCUAUGUAGUAUUAUACAUUAUGCAUGGUGUCUACGCACCUACUGACAUUAAUGAUAACGAUGCAAUCCAACGUAUGACGUAUCAAUUAAUAAGUUAAGGCUGAUCGAUACGCGUACAUACAAUUAUGAUAUGUAAACAUUGUAAGUCAUAAAAAAAAGAACAAAAAAUA
Molecule: messenger RNA, 10078 nt
Organism: Athalia rosae (coleseed sawfly)
Lineage: Eukaryota; Metazoa; Arthropoda; Insecta; Hymenoptera; Athaliidae
Gene: Sulf1
Product: extracellular sulfatase SULF-1 homolog
Exons: 26
Coding region: 4317-8768 (1483 amino acids)
Molecular function (GO): glycosaminoglycan binding; N-acetylglucosamine-6-sulfatase activity
Source: RefSeq, a predicted model, not a curated record